Messenger RNA from Abrus precatorius (Indian licorice), 1850 nucleotides. RefSeq names its product 3-oxoacyl-[acyl-carrier-protein] synthase 3 A, chloroplastic-like. Gene Ontology annotation, molecular function: 3-oxoacyl-[acyl-carrier-protein] synthase activity. Gene Ontology annotation, biological process: fatty acid biosynthetic process. NCBI's taxonomy places the organism in Eukaryota, Viridiplantae, Streptophyta, Magnoliopsida, Fabales, Fabaceae. The transcript has 8 exons. Gene Ontology annotation, cellular component: chloroplast. Bases 264 to 1463 code for a protein of 399 amino acids. The record is from RefSeq and is a predicted model, not a curated record.
CUCAAAUUGGAUUGCCAUAAUCGCUGGCUGUCUUGUUUCGGAGCUGCCUAAGAUCAUUGUUUUUCUCUCUUGCAUUUCCUCUCUUCUCUGUCCUCUCUCCUCUCUCUCUCUCAUGGCUUGGCUUCUGUCUCUCUGCGCUGCAUUCACUUCUUCAUUCUCGUCUACCGUUUAAUAAUAAUAUAUAAAUAAUCUCAACAUAUUUAUUAUCAUAUUCCGUUCCUGCGUUCGUUCCAUACAAUACAAUACAUACCUUGUUGUUGUAAAUGGCGAAUGCAUCUGGUUUCUUCACUCCUUCGGUUCCCUACUUUAGAGUAAGGGUUCGCCCUUUCACUUCCAUUCAUCGAUUUGAAGCAUUCUCCGCCAAAGUUGUUUGCUUUGGAACCAUCGAAGGAGCUGAAAAACAUGCUUCCACUGUUUCCCCUUCCCAAUCUCGCGCACCCAGGCUUGUUAGUAAAGGCUGCAAGUUAGUUGGAUGUGGCUCUGCUGUGCCAACUCUUCAGAUUUCUAAUGAUGACCUUUCAAAAAUGGUUGAUACUUCUGAUGAAUGGAUAUCUGUUCGCACUGGGAUUCGUAGACGACGAGUUCUUUCAGGCAGAGAUAACUUGACAACUUUAGCAGUAGAGGCAGCUAGGAAAGCUCUUGAGAUGGCAAAGGUAGAGCCUGAUGAUCUUGACCUAAUAUUGAUGUGCACAUCUACACCAGAGGAUCUUUUUGGUAGUGCUCCGCAGAUUCAAAGACAACUUGGCUGCAAAACAAAUCCAUUGUCUUAUGACAUUACAGCUGCAUGUAGUGGAUUUGUGUUGGGUUUAAUAUCAGCUUCCUGUCAUAUUAGGGGGGGUGGAUUUCAUAAUGUUCUAGUUAUUGGGGCUGAUGCUCUUUCACGAUAUGUUGAUUGGACGGACAGAGGCACCUGUAUUCUCUUUGGGGAUGCCGCUGGUGCUGUACUAGUACAGGCCUGCAACAGUGAGGAAGAUGGUUUAUUUGGUUUUGAUUUACAUAGCGAUGGCAGUGGUCAAAGGCAUUUGAAUGCUGUCAUUAAAGAAGAUGAGUCAAAUAGUGCAUUGGAUUCAAAUGGUUCUGUGUUUGGCUUUCCUCCUAAGCAGUCCUCAUAUUCCUGCAUUCAAAUGAAUGGCAAAGAAGUUUUCCGCUUUGCUGUACGAUGUGUGCCACAGUCAAUUGAAUCUGCCCUUCAAAAGGCUGGUCUCCCUGCAUCUAGCAUUGAUUGGUUACUUCUCCAUCAGGCAAACCAAAGGAUUAUUGAUGCAGUUGCCACUCGGUUAGAACUUCCCUCAGAACGGGUGAUAUCAAAUUUGGCUAAUUAUGGAAACACAAGUGCAGCUUCCAUUCCCUUGGCUUUAGAUGAAGCAGUUCGAAGCGGUAAGGUUAAAGCAGGCCAAACUAUUGCAACUGCUGGUUUUGGCGCGGGUCUCACGUGGGGUUCAGCAAUUGUUCGUUGGGGCUGAGUGCUUCUUUCACAGCAGGAUAGCAAAUAGAGAAGAAUUUGAGGUGCAAGUGCAGCUGUCCAAAAACCCCACUUUCUCACACAUUUGUAGAAGAAUGGAUUUGGGGAGUUUGCAGAAGGAUAACAACUCCCUCGGCUUGUCCCUUUCUUUUUGUCUUGGGUUUACAUUAUCCUUAGUCUUCUUUCUCAAGUACCAUAUUCUCUUUUUUCCGAGGCAUGUAGUUGUCAUUCAGAUUUAUUUUAAACGAGGCUCUUACUAUUUAUGUUUCUCAAUGGUACUUGUAAAUAAAAAUGCAGCAUGCCAAGUGUCUGCUUCUUGUACUCUAAACAACCUUCACAACAACAAGAGACGACUUAAUUUCAACUACUUUUUUUAUUAUUAUUAUUU